AUGGAUAUAUUUUUAUUUAAACGAUCUGAAUAUGAACGUCGAUACACUUGCGAGAAUGUUACUGUUGGGCAAGUACCUCUAAAACAACGUCAAAGUCUGAUCCUUGGGAGUAUAACGAUGAUUAUGUUUAUAUUCUAUCAUAUUCUCUACAUUCCUUGUAUCUUGUCUUUAUCCAAAAAUCUUAAAUCUCCUUGCUACAAGCUUUUAUUCUAUAUCGGAAUCGUUGAUAUAAUCGGUCUUUGGAUUACUGGAUUUGAGACGGCCCUUUUCGGACUGCUUGGUUUUGUUUAUUGUUCAUCUCCUGUUUUAAUGUAUAUUAGUGGAUGUUUUGCAUGUGCUGUUUGGGGAGCGGAGACAACGGCGGAGGCAGUUUUGGCAUUUAAUCGUUGUUUGGAUAUGCUAUUUCCUCGUAUAGCUAAAUUGUUAUUUGAAGGUAUUUUGGGGAGAAGACGAACUCUCCUUUGGCUGUUAGCCAUUACCCUAUAUGGCUUCAGUUGGCUUUUUUAUGCCACCCCGGCAUUGUUUACUGGAAUCCAUUUUUCUUGGUUUUUCAACCCCUAUGUUGGUGGGUACAAAAAUACUACAGAAAAUUAUGUCUGUGUUUUCGAUGCUUUUCACAACAUUACAAUGGCUAUCUUCCUUCCAGUAGUAUACGGCGGAUUUUUAAUUGCGCAUUUUGCUUAUAAGCGUACACGUUUUUCUAAUACUACAAUUUCUAAGACUGAUAUAGAGAUAAUCAUUCAAGUAUUUAUCAUUAGUCUUUUAAAUUUCGGAGCUGCUACACUUUUUAUUUUAAUGAAUCACGUCCAAAUAACUGAACCCUAUAUUAUCGUAACUCAAUUCUUUUGGUUCCACGUUCAUGGUUUUUUCCAAAAAAUUAAAAAAAAUUUUUUAUUAAAGGUUUCCCUCCUAUAA
Meloidogyne enterolobii is the source of this 915-nucleotide messenger RNA. The record is from the annotation of a GenBank genome assembly. NCBI's taxonomy places the organism in Eukaryota, Metazoa, Nematoda, Chromadorea, Rhabditida, Meloidogynidae.